Messenger RNA from Macadamia integrifolia, 1336 nucleotides. Its product is annotated as trafficking protein particle complex subunit 8-like. Gene Ontology annotation, cellular component: phagophore assembly site; TRAPPIII protein complex; cytoplasmic vesicle. NCBI's taxonomy places the organism in Eukaryota, Viridiplantae, Streptophyta, Magnoliopsida, Proteales, Proteaceae. Gene Ontology annotation, biological process: protein localization to phagophore assembly site; endoplasmic reticulum to Golgi vesicle-mediated transport. The record is from RefSeq and is a predicted model, not a curated record. The coding region runs from base 152 to 1321 and encodes 389 amino acids. The transcript is spliced from 10 exons.
AAUUAAAAUGUUCUCUGAACCGUUAGGGGAGGGAACGCUAGCACUCUCUUUCCAUCCAAAGGCAAAAAAGAGGAAUCUCCGUUUCUGCAACUAGACUAACAAGGUCAUCGUCUUCACUUCCACAUACUUGCUGGCGCCAUCUGAUCACAAGAUGGCGGAUCCGGUGAAUUCAUUUCUCGGGAAAAUGUUGUUAGAAGAGAUCACUCCGGUGGUUAUGGUUCUUCGAACUCCCCUCGUUGAAGAAGCCUGUCUCAAGAACGGCCUCACCUUCGUUCAGAUGCUCCAACCCUUUUGUGUCUUCAACAACAUUGAUGUACCUGUACGGACGGUGAGUGAUCAGCCCUACAGGUUGCACAAGUUCAAGUUGCGAUUGUUUUAUGCUUCCGAGAUAAAGCAGCCGAAUGUGGAGGCUGCGGAAGAGCGUUUAAAACAGGUGAUAACUCAUACUGCUGAGAAAGAUCUUUCUGAUUUGCACGCAGAUCCACCUCAACUUGAUGAUUUACUUGCUUUGAAUUCUGAAUUGCUGCCAUUGUGGUUUAAAAUCUUCAACAAGGAGCUUAUACAGACCUUAUCUUUCUCAGAGCAUGAAGCCUUUGACCAUCCUGUGGCGUGUCUUUUGGUUGUUUCUUCCAAAGAUGAACAGCCUAUCAACAAAUUUGUUGACUUAUUUAACACCAAUCAGUUGCCCUCCCUUCUCAAUGAUGGUGUGAUGGAUCCAAAGAUUCUGAAGCAUUACUUAUUAAUACAUGAUAAUCAAGAUGGCAGUUCAGAGAAGGCGACUAAUGUUCUUACAGAAAUGAGAAGUACAUUUGGCAUGAACGAAUGUAGAUUAUUGUGCAUUAACUCUGCCAAAGAUGGAUCGGAAGAACGAAUAGGUAGCCUGUGGACUCCUUAUAAAACUGAUGCUUCUCCUAGUCAAGAUCUUGGUUGUUUGCUUAAUGUCAAUGAUGUUAGUGAGGUAAAGGACCUCAUGCAAGAUCUAUCUUCCAAACAUAUAAUUCCUCAUAUGGAACAGAAAAUUCGAGUUCUCAAUCAACAGGUUUCUGCAACACGUAAAGGCUUUAGAAAUCAAAUUAGGAAUUUGUGGUGGAGAAAAGGAAAAGAGGAAACUCCUGAUGCCCACAAUGGCCCAAUGUACACGUUUAGCUCCAUUGAAUCUCAAAUAAGAGUUUUGGGUGACUAUGCCUUCAUGUUGCGAGAUUAUGAACUUGCUUUGUCAAAUUAUCGAUUGCUUUCAACAGACUACAAAAUUGACAAAGCCUGGAAACGCUAUGCUGGUGCUCAGGUAUCUUUAAAUGUUUUUCACACUUUCUGUUCUUAGUCAUAGCCAAUAGCC